This is a messenger RNA of Brassica napus (rape), 2031 nucleotides long. Its product is annotated as protein NRT1/ PTR FAMILY 2.3-like. The coding region runs from base 118 to 1830 and encodes 570 amino acids. Gene Ontology annotation, cellular component: plasma membrane. Lineage: Eukaryota; Viridiplantae; Streptophyta; Magnoliopsida; Brassicales; Brassicaceae. Gene Ontology annotation, biological process: oligopeptide transport; transmembrane transport. The record is from RefSeq and is a predicted model, not a curated record. The transcript has 3 exons. Gene Ontology annotation, molecular function: transmembrane transporter activity.
UCACCAACCUGUUUUCAGAAUAGGACAUAAGUAGAUGGAAUGUCAAAACAUGAUUAGGUAGUUUUGGGACUAAAGAACAUAAUUAUUGUGCAUUUGCUUAUUUAUACGGCUUUUUAUAUGCAUCAUAACACACAAACAAAAUUUCAAAGUUACUUGUGCUUCCACUUGUUUUCUUCCAUGGCUGGUCCAGUUUCGGGUGAUACAGAAGCGCAGUGCGCUCGAGAUCCGAGCAGCAAGCCCGGUGGCUGGAUAACUUUUCCAUUCAUGAUGGCUACAUUGUUAGGUAUGUCCAUAACAUCUUUCGGAUGGGUACUAAACUUGAUUGUGUUCUUGAUCGCGGAAUUCAACAUCAAGAGCAUCGCUGCUGCUCAGAUUUCGAACAUUGUCAAUGGAUGCCUCAGCAUGUUGCCUCUUGUAGCAGCCAUUUUAGCUGAUUCUUUUUUUGGAAACAUUCUCGUCAUCUCCGCCUCUACUUUCAUCUCGCUUACUGGGAUUCUUCUCCUGACUCUGAUCGCAUCUUUGGACUUGUUGAAACCUAUACCGUGUGCAACCGGAUCAAUCCUAUGCCAGUCUCCAACGGCACUCCAGCUUGGGAUCUUGUAUAUAGCCUUAGUUCUAGUAACCACUGGAGCAGGUGGGACACGGUUCACCCUGGCAUCUGCAGGUGCAAACCAAUACGACAAACCUAAGGAUCAAGGAAGCUUCUUCAACUGGUACUUCCUCACACUAUACGCUGGGGCCAUUACCGGAGCGACAGCGAUUGUCUACACACAGGACAAUGCUAGCUGGAAACUCGGGUUUGGCCUCUGCGCUGCUGCAAAUUUCGUAAGUUUCGUUGUUUUCGUCAGCGGGAAAAAACUCUACAAGCAUGAGAAACCCAUGGGAAGCCCUUUCAAAAGCCUCAUCAGCGUUGUAGUCGCCGCUACAGUGAAAAGAAAGGCUGUGAUUUCAUCAAAAGAACAAGACUAUCACCAGGGACUCGCCAAGACUUCUCCUGCAAUAAUACCCUCCAAGAGCUAUGGGUUCUUGAACCGUGCAGCCUUGAAAACCGAAGACGGCGACGGCUCAGUUAACAACAUCUGGAGGAUGUGCUCUGUUCAGGAAGUAGAAGAUUUCAAAGCCAUUCUCCGACUUCUUCCUCUGUGGGUGGCCAUAAUCUUUGUUAGUACUCCAAUGGUGAUGCAAACAAGCUUGAUGGUACUCCAAGCUCUAGUCACGGACCGUGCGCUUGGUCCACACUUCAAAGUCCCGGCCGGGUCCCUCCAAGUCAUUAUAAUGACCUCCGCAUCCACCUUUAUAAUAAUCAACAACUGGCUUGUCUACCCCAUGUAUCAGAAGCUAACCGGUAAGCGGCUAACUCCGCUUCAAAAGGUCGGGAUAGGACAGGUUCUUACCAUCCUAAGCAUGGCAGUCUCUGCGGUUGUGGAAGCAAAGAGGCUGAAAACAGUUGAAAACGGGCAUCCCAUGUCAGUGCUAUGGCUGUUUCCUCCUCUCGUUAUAGUGGGGAUAGGUGAGGCCUUCCAGUUUCCAGGUAACAUUGAACUGUUCUAUGGAGAAUUCCCGGAGUCUCUGAGGAACACCGCGACUUCACUGACCUCGCUGGUGAUUGGAAUCUCUUUCUAUCUGAGCACAGCUCUGAUCAGUCUCCUCCAGAGGACUACCAAGUGGUUACCAAAUGACAUUAACAGCGGAAGAGUUGACAAUGUUUACUGGGUUUUAGUCGUUGCAGGAGUCUUGAAUUUCGGAUAUUUUCUCGUCUGCUCUUGGUUCUACAAAUACAGAAAUCUCCAAGGUGAUAAUGAACAAGAUCCUAAAGAUGUUUCAACCUAAGACAGACAACAAGUUGGCUUCAGUUUUCUCUAAUUUGUAGCAUGCUCUUGUUAACUUAUAUAUCUGUGUUUGCAAUUUUUACCAUGCCAAGUGUGUUUUUGUUUAAUGAAACUGAUAUAUUAACUUUGUUGCAUGCUCCUCUUUUUUCUCAUGUUUAGUAUCUGUGAAUGUAACAGAGUAAUUGACUGAUCUUUUUUCAUA